Molecule: messenger RNA, 798 nt
Organism: Zeugodacus cucurbitae (melon fly)
Lineage: Eukaryota; Metazoa; Arthropoda; Insecta; Diptera; Tephritidae
Product: microsomal glutathione S-transferase 1
Exons: 4
Coding region: 147-716 (189 amino acids)
Cellular component (GO): membrane
Source: RefSeq, a predicted model, not a curated record
CCAAUUUGCGUUAUAAUACUAAGUUUCUUCGCAGCUUAGAAAAAACAAAUCAUUCACGAAGUUUCAACCAAGCUUUGCAGUUCUCUAGUCGGUCAAAAUAUUUACUAUUAACAGAAAAACAUUUUAAGUUAUCGCUUCCAUUAAAAAUGGCAACCACAAGUGCAACUCCACCAUUGGCUACAUUAAAUGCGCCAAAUCCUAGUGCAACAAUGAAUGAGAAGUUCUCCAGAAACUAUUUAACGCUUGAUAAUCCCGUCUUCUGCUGUUUCCUUUUCUGGGCCAGUGUGCUGGUGAUUAAGAUGUUGUUAAUGUCAUUGUUAACGGCGUUGCAACGUUUCCGCAAUAAGAUUCUGGGUUUAUUUCCUCAUAGCUGUCUGAGGAAGGUAUUCCCUAACCAAGAGGACUUGUUCUUCAAGGAUAUUGAAGUGGAAUUCAAUGACCCACAUGUGGAGCGCGUGCGUCGCGCACAUCGCAAUGACAUGGAGAAUAUUUUGCCAUACUUCACAAUGGCACUGCUAUACAUUUGCACAAAUCCGGAUCCAACAGUUGCUUGCAUACUCUUUCGUGUUGUGGCCGUUGCGCGCAUAUUGCACACACUAGUAUAUGCAUUCUAUCCAGUACCACAGCCUUCACGCAUUAUUGCCUUUGGAGUGGCUUUUGCUAUAACAAUUUAUAUGGCCUGUGCUGUGGCAUUGGACGUGCUGACAUAUAUCUAAAAUUUGAUGUAUUUACUUUUGUAUACGUUGAUUUUUUACGAAAUAAAAUUUAGUUAUGAUAUACUUUUCAUCAUUUAAUGAA